AUGGCCAUAGCUCGGUUGGUUCGUCAAGCGAAACGCCCUCAUGGGUUGUGGGUGAAGAUGGCAGCUGUUACUGUAUUGGGUCUCUGUUUCAUCUUUGUGUGGGGAGUGUUUUCUUCUUCUUCUUCCUCUGUCACUUCCCAAAGGGAGAGUUUUGAGGACAUUGCGGAACCGGUGUCCUCUUCCUCUCACAAGCCGCAAAAGUUGAGAGAUGAAUCUAAAAAGGGUGGUGCGAAUGAGAAAAAGAGUAAGAGUAAAGGUAACGGGUCUUCUCACUCUUCUACCACGCGUCCUCACUCUGAACAACACAAGGGAAAGGACAACAAGAAAGAAAAGAAGCACGUGGAUAAGGAGGACAAGGAGAAAGGGAAUCAUCAACGGUCAGAGGAUCCUCAACCCCAACAUGGCCAGGAAGAGAGAGACAAGGAGAAAGAGAAAGAGGAGGUUGUGGUGGAGGUGGAGGGUGAAGAAGAGAAAGUGGAUCAUGAGAGUGAAGUGGAUGUGGAUGCUGAUGGUGGCAGUGAUUUGGCUGAAUCUGUGGAUAGGGAUGAUUCUGAGGUGGUGGAAGAUGUGGAGGAGUUGAGAAAAAAAAGCAAGGGAAAGGCGAAAGGACCCUUGUUUGAUCCAAAGGCUAGCUAUAGCUGGAGAUUGUGUAGUUCUAGAAGCAAGCAUAAUUACAUUCCCUGCAUUGAUAUUGAAAUUGGUGGUGGAAAAGUAACAAGCUACCGGCACACAGAGAGGAGUUGUCCUAGGACACCCCUCAUGUGUCUGGUUCCUCUUCCUCAUGAAGGGUACGGAUCUCCACUGCCGUGGCCUGAGAGCAAAUUGAAGAUAUUGUAUAAGAAUGUUGCACACCCGAAACUAGCUGCCUACAUAAAAAGGCACAGUUGGCUGAUGGAGUCUGAAGAGUUUCUUACUUUUCCCCAAAACCAGUCGGAGUUCAAGGGAGGGAUUCAUCACUAUCUUGAGUCCAUUGAAGAGAUGGUACCAGACAUUGAAUGGGGUAAAAACAUUCGUGUUGUCCUGGAUGUUGGAUGUACAGAUUCGAGCUUUGCAGCUGCUCUCCUUGAUAAGGAGGUUUUAACAUUAUCACUAGGCUUGAAGAAUGACCUAGUGGACUUAGCUCAGGUGGCACUUGAACGGGGUUUCCCAGCAGUAAUUAGUCCUUUCAAUAGAAGGAGGCUUCCUUUUCCCAGUCAAGUUUUUGAUGCUAUACAUUGUGCAGGUUGCAGCAUACCUUGGCAUUCCAAUGGUGGAAAGCUUCUCUUGGAGAUGAAUAGGAUUCUAAGACCUGGUGGAUACUUUAUUAUGUCAACUAAGCAUGACAGUAUUGAAGAAGAAGAAGGUUUGUGUGUUCCAUAUCGAUUACGCUUAACUGUUGGAGAUGAGAUCCACGUUGCCUUUCAGCAGAAAAUGUUGAAAGACGUUAUGAGAUCUUGCAAUUUUUGUGUGGAUAUGAACCAUGCUCUGCAUUAUUUAGUACAUGACAACUGA
Messenger RNA from Sphenostylis stenocarpa, 1491 nucleotides. Lineage: Eukaryota; Viridiplantae; Streptophyta; Magnoliopsida; Fabales; Fabaceae. The record is from the annotation of a GenBank genome assembly.